AUGCUGGCUUGUGGCAUCAUCAGGUCUAGUUCUAGUCCUUUUUCUUCUCCAAUAGUGUUGGUAAAGAAAAAGGAUGGGUCUUGGAGAAUGUGUGUUGAUUACAGGCAGUUGAACAAUGCCACUAUAAAGAAUAAAUUCCCUAUACCUUUGAUAGAGGAACUACUGGAUGAGCUAUUUGGAGCAAGGUUCUUCACCAAACUGGAUCUGAGAUCUGGGUAUCACCAGGUCAGAAUGAAGGCAGAGGAUGUGGAAAAGACAGCUUUCAGGACUCAUGACGGCCACUAUGAAUUUUUGGUUAUGUCCUUUGGGCUGACUAAUGCGCCUUCAACUUUUCAAAGUUUGAUGAAUGACAUUUUCAGGCCAUUCUUAAGGAAAUUUAUUCUGGUUUUCUUCGAUGAUAUUUUGAUAUACAGCUGUGGUUGGGAGGAACAUCUACAACAUCUUAGGAUGGUGUUCGAAUUAUUAAGGCAGCAUACCUUGAAGGCAAAAAGAAGCAAAUGUACCUUUGCACAACAACAGAUUGAUUAUCUAGGCCAUGUCAUCAAUAUUGAGGGAGUUCAAGCAGACCCUCAGAAGAUUUCGGCAAUCGUGAGUUGGCCUCUUCCUCAGACAGUCAAGGAGCUAAGGGGGUUUUUGGGGCUCACUGGCUACUACAGGAGGUUCAUACAGGACUAUGGGAAAAUUACCAAACCAUUGACAGAAUUACUUAAGAAAAACCAGUUCCAAUGGCAUGAUGCAACUACUCAGGCCUUCAAGAACUUACAGGAAGCCAUGAGCAGUCCACCUGUUUUGGCUUUACCAGAUUUUACUCAGGAGUUCGUUGUAGAAACUGAUGCAUCUGGGAAUGGAAUUGGGGCAGUACUGAUGCAGCAUAAGCGACCUCUAGCCUUUUUCAGCAAGGCAUUGGGUCCUAAACAUCAAGCUCUGUCUGUAUACGUAAGGGAAAUGUUGGCUAUAGUGACUGCAGUGUUGAGGUGGAGAGCUUAUCUGGUGGGAAGGCAUUUUACUAUUAAAACUAAUCAUCAGAGCCUGAAGUAUAUAAUUGAGCAGAGGGUACACACACCUUUACAACAGAAGUGGAUAGCCAAGUUAAUGAGGUUUGACUAUGAGGUGCAAUACAAAAAGGGAUGUGAUAAUAUUGUAGCAGAUGCCUUGUCCCGACGGCCACUGGAGGGGGGUUCAAACUACACUCUAGUCACAGUCACAUCUUCAUUACUCAGGGAUAUUCAGCAAAGUUGCUCACAAGGGGGACACUCAGGAGUGGAUGUGACCUACAGAAGGCUCAAACAGGUUGUAUAUUGGCAGCACAUGUUUAGAGAUGUGGCUCAGUACGUAGCCUCCUGUGACAUUUGCCAAAGGCAUAAAUCAGAUAAUGCACCCUACCCUGGACUCCUACAACCUUUGCCUAUAUCCCACAGGAUCUGGACAGACAUCUCCAUGGAUUUUAUUGAAGGAUUACCACCCUCUCAUGGCAAGAAAGUGAUCUUAGUGGUGGUUGAUCACCUCAGCAAGUACGCCCACUUUAUAGCAGUGGCUCACCCCUACAUAGCCAUCUCCAUCGCUCAGUUGUUCAUGGAUCAAAUUUACAGGCUCCAUGGGUUACCUCAAACAAUCGUCAGUGAUAGGGAUCCUACUUUCUUGAGUUCAUUUUGGCAGGAGCUAUUCAGGUUACAGCAUGUUCAGUUGAAUAUGUCCGCUGCUUACCAUCCUCAGAGUGAUGGACAAACGGAGGUGGUUAACAGGUGUCUAGAGAAUUACCUGAGGUGUAUGGCUAGUGAUCACCCUAAGGAGUGGACCUCCCCCUAUUCAUAUUCCUUACUUACCGGAAGCUACAACGGUCGAACUGUGGAUAGAAGCUUACAUGCAAGGGAGAAAGUCAUCCACUCCCUGCGACAUAAUUUGACUAAGGCGCAGCACAGGAUGAAGCAGUUGGCAGAUAAACAUAGAUCAGAAAGGGAGUUCAGCGUUGGUGACUGGGUCUAUGUCAAGCUUCAACCAUAUCGGCAACAUUUGUUAAGGACUCAUCACUGUCAAAAAUUAUCUCCACACUACUUUGGCCCAUUUCAAGUACUGGCAAGGAUGGGUGCAGUGGCUUACAAGUUGGCACUUCCUUCGCAUGUUCACAUUCACAACACCUUCCAUGUUUCGGUGCUCAAGAAAAAAAUGGGCACAGGGGUCACUCAUACUCACAUUCCAGCUGGAGUCUCACGCCAGGGUCAGCUAUUGUUGGAACCCAUUGCCAUAUUAGACAGGCGUUUGGUCAAGCGUGGUAGGGUGGCAGCAACUCAGGUAUUAGUCCAGUGGAGUAACAGCUUCCCAGAGGAUGCUACGUGGGAAUACCUGCAGGACUUAAAGCUGCAAUUUCCCAACUUCAGUCCUUGA
This is a messenger RNA of Coffea arabica (coffee), 2382 nucleotides long. NCBI's taxonomy places the organism in Eukaryota, Viridiplantae, Streptophyta, Magnoliopsida, Gentianales, Rubiaceae. The record is from RefSeq and is a predicted model, not a curated record.